AUGCGCCUCCCCGCCGCCGCCCUCUGCCUCUGCCUCCUCGGCGCCUGCCGCCUCCGCCGGGGGCUGGAGGCAGCCGCCGUGCUCGGCCAGCCGGCGGCGUCCCCCCCGCGACCCUCGGCGGCCGCGCCUUCCUCCUCCUCCUCCUCCUCUUCCUCCUCCUCCGUCUCCUCCUCCUCCUCCUCCUCCUCCUCCUCCUCCUCCUCUCCGCCGCGCAACGGCACCGUGGUGCCCCACCACUACAUGGUGGCCCUCUACCAGCGCCUGGCCGCCCGCCGGGGUGCCGGCCGCCCCGCCGCCACGGUGACGGGCUUCGCGGAGCGGGGGCGCAGCGAUGCCUCCCUGUCCACCCCCGAGCAGCGGUACCUCUUUGACAUCUCCAGCCUGCCCGAGGCAGAGGAGGUGACGGGCGCGGAGCUGCGGGUCCUGCGCGCCCUCCCCGAAAACCGCAGCUUGGCCCUGUCCCCCGAAGGCACCUUCCACCACCUCCUCCUCUCCACCUGCCCCAGCCGCGACGGCGAGGAGCCCCGGCUGCUGGACUCCAGGGCUGCAGACGUUUUGGACGCGGGCUCCUCCAGAUGGGAGGUGUUCGACGUCUGGGAAGCGCUGCGGGGCCGCAGGGAGAGGUCUCCGUCGGGCAAGCUGCUGUGCUUCCUGCUGAGGAUCGUGUCGGAUCAGUCGGGGCGGCUCCUGCCCCCCCGGCAGCUGGGCUUCAGCAAGCCCCGGCCGCAGCCCCACGAGCGAGCCCUGCUCGUGGCCUUCUCCCGCACCCAGAGGAAGGAGAACCUCUUCAAGGAGAUCCGGGAUAAGAUCAAGGCUCUGGGCAGCCCCCCGUUCCUGGAGCCCCCCGAUCCCGGCCGGGAGGCGUACCCCAAGCGGAGGAAGAGGAGGACCGCCGCCGUCGCCGGCCGCGCCGGGGGCAGAGGCCACGGGAAGAAGGCCAAGACCCGCUGCAGCAGGAAGCCCCUGCACGUGAACUUCAAGGAGCUGGGCUGGGACGACUGGAUCAUCGCCCCCCUGGAUUAUGAGGCGUAUCACUGCGAGGGGGUCUGCGACUUCCCCCUGCGCUCCCACCUGGAGCCCACCAACCACGCCAUCAUCCAGACCCUGAUGAACUCCAUGGACCCGGAGUCCACCCCCCCGAGCUGCUGCGUGCCCUCCAAGCUCAGCCCCAUCAGCAUCCUCUACAUAGACUCCGGGAACAACGUGGUUUACAAGCAGUACGAGGACAUGGUCGUGGAGACGUGCGGCUGCAGGUAGCAAUUUCUGCAGCUCUCCCCCUCCCUGCCCCGCCUGGCAGCCCCAUUUUAUAUAUAUAAGUAGAAAUAUAUAUAUAUAUAUAAAAUAUAUAUAUAUAUACAUACGCAUCCUGGUGUGUGCCUUCCCAAAAGCCAAGCUAAGAGCCCCCUGCCCUCCCGGGGCUGCCCUGGCCGUGAGCCUGGGAGGGAUGGGGAGACCCUCCCUGCAGACAGCUUCUUUCUCAAAGUUUUGGGGUUUUCUGCCAAAUUGCCUCGGCGGAGGAAGGUGGGAGGGACACAGCAUCGGGUCAGCAUCGCCCUCUGGCCGUGGCAGCGGGGUGCAGGGGUGGUGGGAGCUCUCUUUUCAGAGUGUAAAAGGACACAUCUUCGGUGUAUCUGGGGAGAAGCAAAGCCCCAGGUUCCCCAGGGAAGAGCCAUUUAGCUUGGGUUCUUAUUUUUCCAAAUAAUCUGGCUAUAAAAAGGCCAUGCUCCACCCCACCUUCCUCUGGCACCAGUUUUACAGCGAGCUCUAUCCCUCCCUGCCUCUCCCCUUCCCCUAAGGGAGCCCGGAUCCACCAAAAAAGAGACUUUUAACUCGCAAACAGCUGAGCUGGGUAGAGCAGGGUGCUCUGGGCUGUGCUAAGAGGACUGCAGCAUUUCAGGAACUCUGGAGCUGAGCAUAAAUCAUGCCUUCAAACCAGAGAACCUGGCAUCGGCAAGGAGCUGUGGGAAGCCGUGAGGGUUCUGCUCUGCCUUGGUGGCUUUUGGUACUGAGCUUCGGCCUCGUGGCUACAUUGGCAUAGGUCAGGGAUGGGUUUGCACAGGUUUUGCUUUGGAUGGAUAAUUUGUUUUUUUGCUGGUGGUCGAGCUCUUGCCUUAUAAAUAUCGGUGCUCACUAGCUACAGGAGUUUGCUUUGGGGGAGAAAAAUCCCUGCUGAUUUUUUUUUUCCUUUUUUUUUUCCUGUCGAGCUCCUCGUCCUCCAUCUCAGGGGCAUCUCAAGGAGCAUGGCCGUGCCAGCAGCUUUUCUUGCUGCUGGUGUUUCUGUUUUGUUUUUUCCCACUGUGGUCAGCCCGCGUGGUGAGGAGGGGCCGGGGAGGGCUGGCAGGUCUCACGCCGGGCUCAGUGUUAGUGCCAGCAGAAAUCACAGCAGGAGGAGGCUGGCACCAUGGUGUGCACAGAGUCACCGAGCUUCCCCGUACCACGUUUUUCAAUCCCUGUCGGUUUUCUCACUGCUGAAACUUCUUUUUUUUUUUUUUUUAAUUUUUCAUGUUUUUGUUUCUUUUACUCCCUCCCCUUUCCUCCAAAUAUUUGCGGUGGAGGUUUUUGGGCAGUUCAAAACCAGGCAAGAUAUAUAUACCUAUACACAUAUAUGCACAUAUAUACACACAGCUCCUGGCAGCCCCGCGGGCUGGGGGCUGCUGUGAGCCUCAGUCCCCUGCCGGUGGGACGGGAAGCCGUGUCCGAGGGCACAUCAGCACCCUGGGGAGAGAAGUUGUGGCUCGGUUGCUGAAGGUUCCCAGCCUGCAUCACUGAAAUAAAUGAGAAGAGGGAGUUUUUGGGGAGAGUGCAGAGUGCUGGCGACGAUGCUGUCUGUGGUUUUGCCCAUGCAGGAAUCAAUCACCUCUCUCUAAAUCGGGCACGUUGUUUUUUGGUGAAGAUCUCUACAUUGGGAUAGGUAAGGCUAGGUCCUGCUGGGGGCUUACUCUCAAGGGGGAAAGUCAUCGAAACCAUCCAGUAAAAUUGCAUUUCUGAUCAGUCACCUCCUGUCCGAGCUGAUUUUCGAGCACAUGUAAGCAUUAUAAAUAGGAGACGAGAGGCUGAGCAUGGACAAAGGUGAAUUCAGUAGGCUCGGGGUGAUUUGAAUGGAGAAUUAUAGGUUCCCAAUCUGCAGUAUUUAUACAACCUUUCCAGGAAAAAAAAAAAAAAAGACAACAACCAAUUCCAUGCAGAAUAUAUUCUGCUGGAGGAUUUGUCUGACCUCCAGCACCAAUUUUAACUGCAGGCUAUAAUUACAGUGAAGCUAGAAAUAUCAGGCAUUUGUAAAGAACAGUGUGUGUUCAGUGGGCUCCACCACUUGCAUGGGGUGGUGAUGGCUUAGGAGCAGGGAAGGUUGCAGAGUGACCCAAAAACGAUUUGAAAGCACUGAGCUGGGAUUUGGGGAAGUGUGCGUGGUCGGACCAAGCCUGGUGCAUGUGCCUUGCCUUAGGCUCGUUGAGGUCUAUAAAACCAGAGCCUGUGCUUAAGCGUGGUGGGGUCCCAAAGCAGGGAGAGGCAGAAGCUAGGUGUUUUGUGCCCAAUUUAACUGCCUGAGUGCCCAUGGUGACUUCUGGCCCAAAAAGGUUUCCCAGGAAAUGCUGAUUUUGCCAUUUUUCUUUUCCAUUUUUUAAAAAAUUAGUAAUUGGUUUUUAAUUCUCUUAAAAUAACACCCCCACACUUUUUGCAUCCUGCUUCAAACCAGAUGUAGAAGGGAGAUGAAUAUCCUCUGGCACAGCAAUGGAUGUUUGUAGCUUUGCCCUGGCAUUGCUGCAUCGAUGCCAGCAGCCGUGCUUCUGGUCAGCAAUGGCAGAUGGAGCAACGAUGUCCUCCUUGGCUGUUUGCUGAUGCUUGGCGUACCCAUGAGGAAAAGACUGGCAAUGUACCACUUUACAUAAAGAGCAGACCCCAAGCCUGCCUUCUGCUCAAACCUGAGUGCCAGCCAGUUCUGUGUGCGUUUGCACCAUCUGGAUUUUAACUCACAUCUUGACUGCACAGCUCUCGCUGCUGGGGAAAGCUGGGAAGGUCUGCGGUGAUUUAUUGGUCACACUCCCUUUGCAAAGCAAGCAGCCACUUCUCCUGUUGGCAGUUUUAGGCUCCAAUCCCACAAACCUUAAAGUGUUUUUUUAGUGGUGGUCACCUUGCUGGCUCCCACGUAACCGCAGGCACGUGGGGGGAGAGUUUUUCUGCCCCUCCUGUCUUCAAACUGAUCUCUGGUAAGAGUGAGGUGUUGUACCAGGCUGGUGCAUCUAACACGCUGGGUUUUGUUAUACGUUGGUUUAUGUCUUCCAUGACAAAACCAUCUGCCCUUACUCUUUUAAGGCUCUUUAUUCAUAACACAGUGCAUUGCUAUGUACAUGGAAAUGCAAAGCUCUCUCUGAAAGUUAGUUAUGCUGUAUCAGCAAGUGUCCUGGACCUUUAAAACAAACAAACAAACAAAAAACAACCAAAAUUUGGAACUCUUGCUGGUAGAAAACACUAACCAAGGACCCCACCCUACAUCUUGAAGGAUAUUUUACAGCCUUGCACCUCAGGACACACGUAGGUCCUGCUUUCCCUUCUGCUGGUACUGGUAUCAGAGCAGUCCUCCUGAAUUGGCUGUACUGGAGAGGAGCCUGGUUUACGCCGUGGGGGGGAAGCACAAGAGGCUGAUGCACCCAUGUUUAUCUUAAGGAUGAGUGGAGUAGAGCAGGAAGCAUUAGGCAGCAAAGCAUUUUCAAGUACGUUACUCUUAAACGUCCUAAACCAAAGCUUGAUCUAUUCCCAGAAAUGGCCCCAAACGAAACCCGGCCAUUUUUCAGCAGGUUUUGCUCUUCUUUUUUUUUUUUUCCCCCGAUUUUUUUCUGUCAUCGCCACUCUAGCAUCCAGUCUGAUAUUUUGUGAGCUCGUUUUUCAGUUUUGAUACUUGUGUUCAUAUUUUGGGUUUUCAGAAUGGGGAGCAGAGGGUUGGGGAGUGGAGAAAGUGAGGACGGGAAGGCUGAGGGAGCUGCAGGCACCAUCUGUGGCCACGAGCAUGGGCCUGCAGGGCCACAGGUCUGGUGGGGUUGAAGGUGGUGGGAGGCAAGGACUUUUUCAUGAUGAGUCAGAUGUUCAGGUGCUUUUCCCAAUGGAAACUUUCCACUUUGCUGUGUUAUGAACCUUCAGUGGUGUCACCCAGGUCUCCACUAGUGGAGGAUUAACAGGAACAAGACACUGGGUAAGGCCCGGCCUCACUGAGUGCUGUGGCGCUGGCUUUGGUCUCAGUCUUGGGAGAGAUGGCAGCAUUCUCCAUGGUGUUCCUCCAUGAAGAAGUUUUUUCUGCUUCCUCAACCCUGCCUAGAAGAACAGAGAGGAGGGGAACAGAAAGGAGGCUGAGCCUAGGGCUGCCUUGCUCCCUGCUGGUCCCUAGGCCGAGGGCUAGCACCCGUAGUGCUGACAGCAGCAGGCCAUUAAAGGACUUCCACAGGGCAGGACAAGGAAUGGUUGCUCGUGGAGGCACGAGGCCUUAGUCACUGAGGAGGUGCUGAAGUGACGUGGUUGCUUUGGCUGUGGUCAGCUGAGACUGGGGCACUUUCCUUGGGCAGGGAGGGGGUGACCACCCUGGUUAUAUUCACCCCACGUGAGCAGGUUAACCUGUGGGAUGUAAGUCGUACCCCAAAAGAAAGGUCUGAGUUUCUGAAGCGCCGUGCCUCUGAAAAUUAAGCUCUUAAACCUUAGCUGUGGGGUUUGAUCCAGCCUUGACCCCUGAAGUCACUGGCCCCAUGUCAUGCUCCUGCUCCUUGCUGGCAAAGCUGGUGAAGGCGCUGCUCCCAAGAACUGAAGGCACUUCUGUGUAGGGAGGACCUGCUCCCCAGCUUAGAUGCAGCCUGGGGCAAUGCCAGUCGUGCUUGUAUAUCCAGUUUGCCGAAUUACCACAUAGUCUGUCAGUGCCUGUUCUUUUUCUGAAGUCGGGUCAAGACUAUCUGGAGCUCUUUUGACAAAACGAGCCUCUCUGCUGGUCAGUCAUGGUUUUAUUUAUGUCUUCUUUCCUUUGAAUAGAAAGGAAAAUAUCAAUAAAUGAAAAAGGACUCAAGUUCCCAAUAGCCGUAUCUCUAGUAGUUAAUUUUUUGAAGCAAUACUUGUAUCCCUGUGUGUGCCUCUAAACUAUCCAUGUAUUUGUUCAGCUUUCCAAGGUUUGAGUGUGUGAAAUAUCUCUAAAGAAGACAGUUCUGUAAGUGAUGGUGUAAAUGCAUUGUUUGUAUGUAUUCUAAAAUUUAAAUAGAUUGUACAUAUUGGAUUGUAAAUGAACUGUAAACAGCAAUCUAUAUUUUCUUGAAUAUAUUAUAUAGCAGUAUAUAUUUGUUAAAUAAGUAUUCUUGUAUACUCUUCAAUAACCUUUUUAAUAUUUUGUACAGAUAAGUUUAUUAAAUAUU
Messenger RNA from Cygnus atratus (black swan), 6380 nucleotides. It is a transcript of the gene GDF7, whose product is annotated as growth differentiation factor 7. Gene Ontology annotation, cellular component: extracellular region. The transcript has 2 exons. Gene Ontology annotation, molecular function: cytokine activity; growth factor activity. Lineage: Eukaryota; Metazoa; Chordata; Aves; Anseriformes; Anatidae. Bases 1 to 1257 code for a protein of 418 amino acids. The record is from RefSeq and is a predicted model, not a curated record. Gene Ontology annotation, biological process: SMAD protein signal transduction; BMP signaling pathway.